Messenger RNA from Amborella trichopoda, 1610 nucleotides. It is a transcript of the gene IBR5, whose product is annotated as indole-3-butyric acid response 5. Gene Ontology annotation, molecular function: MAP kinase phosphatase activity. Gene Ontology annotation, cellular component: nucleus. Gene Ontology annotation, biological process: protein dephosphorylation; negative regulation of MAP kinase activity; abscisic acid-activated signaling pathway. The record is from RefSeq and is a predicted model, not a curated record. Lineage: Eukaryota; Viridiplantae; Streptophyta; Magnoliopsida; Amborellales; Amborellaceae.
AAUGCAGUUAGGCAUCUCCCUGGCUCAAAAAUUGGGUUGUCCAGUCUUCUGGAUUCGCUGUCCUUGCCAAAACGAUCAAAACCGUUAAUGCGAGGUUGAGCUCUCAAUUAGUGGGUUUCUUUUAUUCCACAUUUCUUACGAAUAAAUGAGUCCAUUUUCCUCCUAGAGAGAGAGUGGAGAAUUUCAUAGUAUUGCAUAUAUUGAGAUUCUUUCUGCAUUAUCAGUUUGAGAUUUCACUGUUGUAUCUAGAGAGAGAAACUGCGACAGUGAGUCCUUUCUCUUCUUGUCUUUUGAUUGACACCGCCACCAGUACCAUGAGAAAGAGGGAGAGAGAGAACCCAUGUGGAAUUUGUGGGCAUUAUCACAAGUAUGAGGAGGGAGAAGUUUGUGGGGUUUGUGGCCACCGUAUUCAGGCCACACUUGAGAAGCCCUCUCAUCAAUUCAGUGCUUUUCCAACUGAGAUUCUUCCUGAAUUCCUCUUUCUGGGCAGCUACGAUAACGCUUCACGCGCAGAGCUCCUUAAAACUCAAGGGAUUACUCGAAUUAUUAAUACUGUGCCUGCUUGUCAGAAUCUCUAUAAGAACUCUUUUACCUAUUACUGCCUCAAAGAAGAUAAGACUUUAGCAUUUGAUGAUGCAAUCGAACUGAUAGAACAGGUUGAGAAGGAAAGGGAACGUGUUCUUGUUCAUUGCAUGUCAGGGCAAAACAGAUCCCCAGCUAUUGUAAUUGCAUACCUCAUGAAAUGCAAAAGAUGGAGACUCGCUCAGAGUUACCAAUGGGUUAAGGAUCGCAGGCCAUCAGUGAACCUUAGUCCAGCUGUCUAUGAGCAGUUGCAGGAUUAUGAACGAAAGGUCUUUGGAUCAAACGAGAGCAAUCCAAUCACUGUUUUCCCAUCACCUGAAAUUGCAAGUUCGUUUGGGUUUGGAUUUCAAGCACCGAGUGCUGACCAAGUUUUGUUCCCGAAAUUCAAUGUACCGUCCUCAACUUCAAUCUUUGAUAGUGGCAGUUUAAACAUGCCUCCACAGUCGUUCACUUUUGCAGCUGGGAAAGAUGAGAAGGUACCACACAACCCAUUUGGUGUUACCCCUCCAAAUGGUGCCAAUGCUCCCAUGGAUAGCUCUUAAUGGGCCACUGUUAAGAUGAGAUAUCUAAAGUGGUAGGGAACUUUAAAUGCCUUUUCGGUUAUUCCAAGAAGAUCUCCAACAUUUCGAGCUAUGGAAGAAAGGGCAAAAGAAAGAAUUAGCAUGGGAAGAUAGAGAAGAAAAAGGAAUUAUUCAAGCUUUUGCAAUCCUUCCAGUCUUGUGAUUGGUUUUUGUCGUCAAUUGAUAUGAAGACAUGUCUUUGUCGGUUGAAUGGUGAUGUCGGGUUUAUUUGUAGAGCUGUUGCUUUCACUAUCAUAAUAGCUCUCUUGAAGUUUAAGAAAAUAUAGUACCGAUAUACAUUGAAUUAUUUUGUUCUUUACCAUGUUGUAACUUUGUGCUCAACAGAUGUAGAUAUUUUUUGUGGAGAAUUAUGGUCAGUAGUAAUGUUUCAUAUAUGAGGUGAUGUAUGAGAAACUUUGUUAGUUGUAUACUGGAUAAAUGAAUAUUUGAUGAGAUUUGAACUGUUCC